Malassezia globosa CBS 7966 is the source of this 3732-nucleotide messenger RNA. RefSeq lists its product as uncharacterized. NCBI's taxonomy places the organism in Eukaryota, Fungi, Basidiomycota, Malasseziomycetes, Malasseziales, Malasseziaceae. The record is from RefSeq and is a predicted model, not a curated record. Gene Ontology annotation, molecular function: structural molecule activity; protein binding. Gene Ontology annotation, biological process: retrograde vesicle-mediated transport, Golgi to endoplasmic reticulum; endoplasmic reticulum to Golgi vesicle-mediated transport; intra-Golgi vesicle-mediated transport. The transcript is spliced from 3 exons. Gene Ontology annotation, cellular component: COPI vesicle coat. The coding region runs from base 1 to 3732 and encodes 1243 amino acids.
AUGCAGAUGCUCACGAAGUUUGAAUCAAAGUCAAAUCGAGUGAAAGGCAUUGCUUUUCACCAAAAGCUCCCGCUCCUUGCUGCGUCACUGCACAAUGGCUCGAUCCAGCUGUGGAACUAUCAAACCGGUACGAUCUAUGAGCGCCUCGAGGACCAUGAGGGGCCUGUUCGUGGAGUUUCUUUCCAUCCCACGCAGCCGCUCCUUGUGAGUGGUGGUGACGACUACAAGGUCAAGGUGUGGAACCAUAAGACUGGCAAGGUCCUGUUUACUUUGCAUGGACAUCUGGACUAUGUGCGAUCGGUCUUUUUCCAUCACGAGCACCCGUGGAUCAUCAGUGCUUCUGAUGACCAAACGAUCCGAAUUUGGAACUGGCAAAGUCGCACUUGCAUUGCCGUGCUAACAGGACACAACCAUUAUGUCAUGUGCGCACAGUUCCAUCCGUAUGAAGACCUUAUUGUGUCUGCCUCCAUGGACCAGACUGUGCGAGUGUGGGACUUCACAACGUUGAAGCAAAAAUCAACGACUGCGCAACCCAUGGGCCUCGAAGAGCAGAUGAUUCGGGCUAGUAGCGCGCAGAUGGAUCUGUUUGCUAACAUGGAUGUGGUUGUCAAGUAUGUACUUGAGGGACACGAUCGUGGAGUGAACUGGGCAGCCUUUCAUCCCGCUCUGCCGCUCAUUGUCUCGGCGAGUGACGAUCGUCAAAUUAAGCUCUGGCGCAUGUCCGACACGAAGGCGUGGGAAGUUGACACUUGCCGCGGCCAUUACAACAAUGUGUCGGCAGCCCUCUUCCAUCCACAUGCAGAGUUGAUCCUCUCCGUCUCGGAGGACAAGACCAUUCGUGUGUGGGACAUGGGCAAGCGGACAGCUGUGCAGACAUUUCGGCGUGAGCACGAUCGCUUCUGGGUGCUUACAGCCCACUCGCACCUCAAUUUGUUUGCCGCUGGGCACGACAGCGGGUUGAUUGUGUUUAAGCUGGAGCGCGAGCGUCCGCCAUUCGCGCUGCACAACCAGUCGCUGUACUAUGUGCGUAACAAGCAGGUGCGCCUGCUCGACUACAACACAGGCAAAGACCAAGCUCUUUUGAGCAUUCGGCGCUUGGGCAACCAGUAUGUUCAGCCGCGCUCGCUGAGCUUCAAUCCUGCUGAGCGAUCCGUCAUUGUCACGUCGCUGAACGGCGAUGUGGGUGUGUACGACAUUGCGCCGCUGCCACACACACCGCCCACAGAGCUGUCAGAAAGUGGGUCGGUCGGCAAACGUGGGCAGGGCUCGACAGCACUCUUCAUCGCACGAAACCGACUGGCCGUGCUGCAAAAGAGCCAGCAGAAAGUCGAGAUUCGUGACCUGUUGAAUCAGAACGUCAAGACACUCGCCCUGCCGCAGCCGACAAAUGAGAUCUUCUACGGUGGCCCGUCGCAUCUCCUGUUGAGCACGCCGACAAAUGUCUUGUUGUUCGAUACACAGCAGCAGAAUGUGACUGGCGAGAUAGCUAGUCCUGCUGUCAAGUACGCCGUAUGGAGCCCCGAUGGCUCGCAUGUGGCGUUGCUGUCGAAGCAUACGAUUACCCUGACGGACAAGAAUUUUGCCAAGUCACAUUUGAUUCACGAGACGAUCCGGAUCAAGAGCGCUGCCUGGGACACGAAUGGCGUGUUGCUGUAUAGCACGUUGAACCAUAUAAAGUAUGCUUUGCCACAAGGCGAUGUCGGCAUCAUAAAAACACUGGAGCAACCACUUUACUUGACGCGUGUGAAGGGUUCGACCGUGUACAGCCUGGAUCGUCAGGCAUGCCCGCGGACGGUGGCUAUUGAUCCUACCGAGUACAAGUUCAAGCUCGCCCUCUUGCAGGGUCGCUAUGAUGAGGUGCUUAGCAUCAUCCGCACGUCCCGCCUUGUGGGUCAGUCUAUCAUUGCGUAUCUGCAGAAAAAGGGCUUCCCGGAAAUUGCACUGCACUUUGUACAGGACAAGACAACGCGCUUUGAUCUUGCCGUCGAAUGUGGGAACCUCGAUGUCGCUCUCGAGACGGCCGAGGCCAUUAAUGUGCCAGAGAUCUGGUCGCGACUCGGACAGGCUGCACUGCGUCUCGGCGCUCACCACAUUGUUGAACGCGCGUACCAAAAGACCAAGGACUUUGACCAGCUUUCGUUCCUGUACCUGAUUACAGGCAACGCUGACAAGCUGGGGAAAAUGACGAAUAUUGCGGAACGCCGUGGUAAUGUUCAGAGUCUGUACCACAAUGCCGUGCUGAACAACGAUGCGACAACCCAGGCCCGCGUGCUGCAAGGCGCUGGCAUGGGCGUACUCGCAUACUUGACGGCACAGCGUGCGGGCGAUGACGCUUGGGCCGCUGAAAUUGCUCAGGAAGCAGGCAUUGAAGCCGAGGAGGCGCAUGCUGCGCUGGGUGAGUGUGCACCCACCGCGGCUGGUCUGCCACCUGUCCGGUUUGCGACGAGUCAACAAGACUGGCCGCUAGCGGAGCCAAAGGAGAACUACUUCGACAAAGAGUUGCUCGCUGGCACAGAUGGCGGUGUCAUUUUUGAAGACAAUGCGGUCAAUGCGCCGACGCACGACAUUGACUCGUGGCUGGAAGGCGAUGCCUUUGCAGAGGAAGGCGAUGACAUCGACGAUGAAUACGGCGACCGCUCUGGCGCUAUGGGUGCUCCACCGAUCGACAUGAAUGCGGCAGAAGAAGCGUGGGACCUGGAUGAGGGUGUUGUGGCGCCAGCUGAAGAAGAGCUCGGACAACAGAUUGCGCCCCUGGCCGACGUGGCAUCGCUCGAAGGCCUGGCCCCAGGCAGCGCUGAGGACGAGCACUGGCUGCGAAAUUCGCCGGUUGCUGCCGACCUUGCCGCCGCCGGCGCCUUCGAUACCGCUUUGCAGCUACUGCAGCGUCAAGCAGGCAUUGUGGCAUAUGAGCCGCUCGUGCCUUGGCUGUGGCGUGCGUUCGUCGCGGCACGUGCGGUUGUGCCGGGAGCGCCAGGUAUGCCGCCACUCGUCGUACACAUGCGGCGGAACAACGAAGCGAGUGAAGGAGACCUUGGCAAGGUCCUGCCGGCAAGUCCAUUGCGUCUAGCCUACUUGGAGUCACACACACUUGCGUCGGCGUAUCGUGCUGUGAGCGCCAACAAGCUGCAGGAUGCAGAGCACGAAUUCCGCUCACUCCUACACAUGCUCGUGCUGACGCCGGCGGUCGACGACACGGAAGCACAACGGAUUUCGGAGCUGAUGGGCGAGUGUCGCGAGUAUCUCAUUGGCAUUUCGAUCGAGCUGGAACGAGGUGCGCUCGCAACCAGUGAGCCGGACCAGGUCGCACGGAUCCUUGAGUUGGCCGCUUUGUUUACGCAUGUGCAAAUGCAGCCGCAGCACCAGAUGCUUGCAUUGCGCAUUGCUAUGAUGGAGGCGCGUCGUGUAGGCAAUCUAGCGAUGGCCGGCCAUUUUGCUCGGCGGCUGAUUGAGCUACAACCACCGGCGAAAGUGGUGCAAGUAGCGCAACAAAUCGUAUCGCUGUCUGAUCGGCAGCCACGUGAUGUUGUGCCUGUGCCUUCGUAUUCAGUGCAUGAGACGGACUAUGUCGUAUGUGCUGGCAGCCAUACACUGAUUCCCGCUGGCGGUGCCAAUGCAGUGCUCGACCCGUUGACAGGAGCCAAGUACCUGCCUGAAUUCCGCGGCACUCUGUGCAAGGUGAGUGGGAUCAGCGAAGUCGGUCGCUUCGCCACAGGUCUGCGCAAUUUGGCUUAA